UAAAGCAGAGAAAGAGAAUGAGCAGUUAUAAUGCGCUUCAGUCAGAUGCACAGGCAGAAGCACCAGGUUCCAUAUUAUCAACCUCAAGGUGACCUUUUGUGUUAGCCUCUUUCAUUCAAGAUCAUCAGCACCAGAACAAUAAAACCAGAGCAGCAACUAUCCUGCUUCAGCUAUUGGCAAUUUUGGGAAUGCUCUUUGGAAAUUUUCAAUCCAACUGACAUUUUUGAGGAUUAACAUUGAUACCACUCAAUCAUCUUUUCACAAUCCCAGGAUUUUUAAAAAGUGAACUGGGGGAGAUUACAAAAGUCUGAGGAAAAACUCAUACAAUACAGCAAGCAAAUGUUCAACUAAAGGAUUUAUUUGAGAAGGAAGACAAGAUGCCUUUUGAGGUAUUUAAUUCAUUAAGGGAGAGAUUUUUAAAGCCUGGGAAGGAAGAGGUGAAGAAUACUGUUAGUGACUCACUGGGACACUUCCAAAGAAAAAUUGAUGGAACCAAUCUAGAAGAAGAUAACAUAGAAUUGAAUGAAGAAGGAAGACCUGUGCAAGCAGCUACUCACAAACCUCCCUUAUUUGACUGCCACUGCUGUGGACUGCCCAAGCGCUACAUCAUUGCUAUUAUGAGUGGCCUGGGGUUUUGCAUUUCUUUUGGAAUUAGAUGCAAUCUUGGUGUUGCUAUAGUAGAAAUGGUUAACAACAACACAAUCUAUGUUGAUGGAAAACCAGAAAUUGAGAAAGCACAAUUCAGCUGGGAUCCAGAGACAGUAGGACUUAUUCAUGGUUCAUUUUUCUGGGGUUACAUUGUAACACAAAUUCCAGGAGGCUUCAUUGCAAACAAACUAGCAGCCAACAGAGUAUUUGGAGCAGCUAUUUUCUUAACGUCCACAUUAAACAUGUUCAUUCCUGCAGCUGCCAGAGUCCAUUAUGGCUGUGUUAUGUUUGUAAGAAUUUUACAAGGUCUUGUAGAGGGUGUGACCUACCCAGCUUGCCAUGGGAUGUGGAGUAAAUGGGCUCCUCCAUUGGAGAGAAGCAGGCUAGCAACCACAUCUUUCUGUGGUUCUUAUGCUGGGGCAGUAGUUGCCAUGCCACUAGCAGGUGUGCUGGUACAGUAUAUAGGAUGGUCAUCAGUCUUUUAUAUAUAUGGAAUGUUUGGGAUUUUCUGGUACAUGUUCUGGCUUUUGCAUGCCUACGAGAGCCCAGCUGCACACCCAACAAUAACCAGUGAGGAAAGAACUUACAUAGAAACAAGUAUAGGAGGAGCCAAUCUAGUAAACGCAAGUAGAUUUAGUACACCAUGGAAACAGUUUUUCACUUCAAUGCCAGUUUAUGCAAUCAUUGUGGCAAACUUCUGCAGAAGUUGGACUUUCUACUUGCUGCUUAUAAGUCAGCCUGCUUACUUUGAAGAGGUCUUUGGAUUUGCAAUAAGUAAGGUUGGCCUUUUGUCUGCAGUUCCACACAUGGUCAUGACAAUUAUUGUACCCAUUGGAGGGCAGCUGGCUGACUUUUUACGGAGCAGGAGGAUUUUAACAACUACUGCAGUAAGAAAAAUCAUGAACUGUGGAGGAUUUGGGAUGGAAGCUACCUUGCUUUUGGUGGUUGGCUAUUCUCACACAAGAGGUGUGGCUAUCUCUUUCUUGGUUUUGGCAGUAGGCUUUAGUGGUUUUGCUAUUUCAGGAUUUAAUGUCAAUCAUUUAGAUAUUGCACCCCGCUAUGCCAGCAUCCUCAUGGGCAUCUCCAAUGGAGUAGGGACAUUGUCAGGGAUGGUGUGUCCCCUCAUUGUUGGUGCAAUGACUAAACAUAAGACCCGUGAAGAAUGGCAAAAUGUCUUCCUAAUAGCUGCCCUUGUUCACUAUAGUGGAGUGAUAUUUUAUGCCAUUUUUGCUUCUGGAGAAAAGCAGGAAUGGGCUGAUCCAGAAAGCUUGAAUGAAGAGAAAUGUGGAAUAAUUGACCAAGAUGAACUGGCUGAAGAGACUGAUCUGAACAGUGAUAGUUUUGUUAGCCCAAAGAAAACAUAUGGUGCUACUUUCCAGAAUGAUGAAAUAAGAAGGAAAGUGUUGCAAAAGCAAAAGGAAGUGAUGCAAGAUCUAGAAGAACAGACUUCUUACCAAUAUGAAAAUGGAAACUUUCAAGAUACAUUAUAAUAUCUGAGCAUAUAUUAUUUGUGUAAUCAUUACCUACCCUGUCCAGAACCAAGCAGUAUCUCUUAUUGUUUCGUUGUUAUUUUGUGAAUAAUCUUGCCAAAUGGCUAGCUGUGAUAUAGUAAUUUUCAACCUGUAGCACAGAAAAAGAACAAAAUUGGGGUGUCUGGUAUCCCUAUAUUCAGCCCUUGGAGUCAGAUUUCUUUGUGGAGGCCACACUUGUUUUAUAUUAUGCAAACCUUCAAUAUUUAUUUUCACUGUUUCUAGAUCACUUUUCAACUCAACUGUUCAUCGGAUGGUCAUUAUAAAAGAUGAGGUUCUAAGCAACAGCAAUCUAUGAAAGCAAUCAUGUUCUUGGCUGCAACGUCAUCACCACCCAUCUGUUUAUUAGAAAUUUCUGCUGCACCUAGUAUCCUGUAAGAAAGGAAGUGCUAUGGUAGAGGAUUAUGCAGUGCUUUAAUCAAAUGAUAAUGAAAACCAUUCAUUAGAUAUAAUUUUAGAAAGCUACUGGAUAGAUUUUCACUUCUCAACUUUCAUUUGCUGGUACAGACAACCUGAAUGUCCAUGAAAGAGAUAUUUUUCAAAACUCUUCAGAAUAUAUCUGAAUGUUCUAAUAACAGUUAUGAUUUCAAUGUCCAUAUUUCUAGAUGCAUAACUUCAGGAUGGCUGAUAUAUAAAUAUGUACAAACUAUGGGACCCUGUGCUAUUCUUUCACCUCUGUAAUGAUAUACCAACUUGUAAAUGAAGGGUCCAGUCUAAGGACACCUGCACAAAUGCCACUGAAAUAAUUGAGUUAUUUGUGCAAGAGAGUAGGAAUGGUCUCCUUCAUUUCAAUUAUGCUUGCAUAGAUGAAGUUCCCAUUAGGCUGGCCUUUUGUUAUACAAUGCACUUAGAGGAAUGAAGAAUUUUUAUUGUUUAAUCAAAUGAUUAUUACAAUAACUUCUUCACACGCAACAGCAUGUUUAAUAUUACUGAAAGGUUCUAGAUCUUCCUCCACCAUUUAUGACAACUGUAUGGGAAGCAUGCUGUGUCCCUUUGAACUCAUUAAUGGCUUUAAAGAGCUCACAGUGUUUUCUAACUGAAGAAUUUUCUGACUGAAGAAUUUCAGUAAAUGAUGGAUUUAUUUGUAUCACAUUAUGACUCUCAGUAAAUUCAAA
This is a messenger RNA of Heteronotia binoei (common prickly gecko), 3292 nucleotides long. It is a transcript of the gene SLC17A8, whose product is annotated as solute carrier family 17 member 8. Gene Ontology annotation, biological process: regulation of synapse structure or activity; neurotransmitter loading into synaptic vesicle; monoatomic anion transport. Lineage: Eukaryota; Metazoa; Chordata; Lepidosauria; Squamata; Gekkonidae. The record is from RefSeq and is a predicted model, not a curated record. The transcript is spliced from 12 exons. Gene Ontology annotation, cellular component: excitatory synapse; synaptic vesicle membrane. The coding region runs from base 378 to 2138 and encodes 586 amino acids. Gene Ontology annotation, molecular function: L-glutamate transmembrane transporter activity; neurotransmitter transmembrane transporter activity.